AUGAGCCUUGAUCCACUUACCCAAUGGGAUCGGCCAGUGCUUCAGCAACCUGGAUAUGAAAGUUACCAGGGAAUGUUGUCCAGAUCAACCAAAGUGGGUUGUACAAUACCGAACGUACAAUCGUCGUCAGUGGAACAAAUGCAGCAACAAUGUUCUGGGUUGAGUUCUUCGGUGCUUUUGCCAUCUUUGGGGAAUCAGCAUUUGCAGUUGCCAACGUCGUCGUUGCCUUUAGCACAGCCGGGGCAUCAGCAAUUUCAAGUACCAACGUCUUCGAUAUUUCUGCCUCCGCCGGAGCAUCAGCAGUAUCGAAUAUCGAAUUCGAUGGUGUCAGAGCCACCGUUGGGACCUGCACGUUCUUUUGCACCAGGAAACCAGAAUCUUCGGUCAGUACGAAUGCAGCCGAAUGCUCAUGAUUUUUCCCGUCCACGUCCUGCAGGACCUACCGCCGAACAACUGGCCGCUCGUCAAGUCAUCCCAAGAGAGUUACCCGUGUUCUCUGGGAAUCCCCAGGAUUGGCCACUUUUCUUUAGUUCCUUUCGUAAUUCCACUGAAGCCUGCGGAUACAAUGACGCCGAAAACCUGGCACGACUACAACGAUGCCUUCGAGGACACGCUUUGGACAGAGUUCGCAGUCGAUUGCUGAUUCCUGAGUCAGUUCCUCACGUUAUGGCCACGCUUCAACGACUCUAUGGAAGACCAGAAAUUAUAAUUAUGUCACUCCUGAAAAGAAUGCGCGAAAUUUCCUCCCCCAGAGGAGAUGAUCUCAAAACGUUGAUCAAGUUCGGCAUGGGAGUGGAGAAUCUAGUUGAUCAUAUGAUUUUGGCGGACCAACAACAGCACAUUAGUAAUCCUAUGCUAUUGCAAGAGUUGGUAGAUAGGCUUCCGUCGAAUCUGAAGUUGCAGUGGGCAUCAUACAAACGAAACUACUAUGUUGUUAAUUUAGCGACUUUCAACGAUUUUAUGAAGGAACUUGUCAUGAUGGCAAGUGAAGUAACACUUCAAGUAGAUCCGGGGAUGCAGAUUCCGGGAAAAUACGAGAAAUGUAAGCGGGAGAACACCGCAAAGGAGAAGCUUUUCGUGCACCAACAAGCACCAAUGGUGCCUAGACCGUCCGGGAGCAACACUGCUCUGAGAGAAGUAGCUAGUCCUGAGAGCAAGCCCUGUUUACACUGUGACAAAUCAGACCAUCGUAUCGCGGAAAGUCCAGAGUUUAAGAAGCUGAGUUUGGAUGAUCGAUGGAAGGCAAUGCGACAAAAGGGAUUAUGUCGACUGUGUUUGAUACCUCACCGAUCCUGGCCGUGUCGCUCCAAGCGAGAGUGCGGAAUAGGAGACUGUCGCAUGCGUCAUCACCCUUUGCUGCACACGAAGAAAUCAGAAACGAUUACGCCUUCACCAUCAACACCAACAAAUAGAAAUAUUGCACAUCAACAUCACCACUCCUUCACAUCAUCUGCGUUGUCGCGGUAUCUUCCUGUCACACUGUACGGAAACGGGAAGAGCGUGAACGUAUACGCGUUCCUCGACGAUGGGUCCUCGUCAACCAUGUUGGAAGUGGAAGUGGCGAAUCUGCUAGGAGUAAAAGGGCCCAGUGAGCCCAUGUGUUUGUGCUGGACGGGAGAUGUUAAGAGAAUCGAGAAGGGAUCGCAACGUGUAGAGAUAACCAUUUCAGGACUGAGCGAGAAAACAAGUUUUCCAUUGAGAGCGAGGACCGUCGAGCAGCUCAAACUGCCCAGUCAAACCGUAGCUUACGACGAGCUUUGCGAGGGAUAUCCACAUCUCAGAAAAUUACCAAUGCGGGGAUACACAGAUAUCACUCCUCAGCUGAUUAUCGGGGUAGACAACGCUAAGUUGCUCAGUGCGCUCAAGAGUCCAGAAAGUGGUACUGGAGAGUUAGUCGCUGUCAAAACUCGGCUGGGAUGGUGCAUUUACGGACGAUGUACUACCGCUAAGAGUCCUGUGGAGUACGUAAAUGCUCACGUGGAGCAAUGUGCAGAAGAGGCUGAAAUCAACAGCUUAUUUAGGCAGUUUCUAGCGGUGGAUGAAUCGAGUAUUCAACACAGUCCUGAAUCGGAAGAAGACAAGCGUGCCAUGGAGAUUCUCCAGAACACCACUCGCAGGGUGGACAGCAGAUUGGAAACAGGACUGAUAUGGCGCUAUAACGAACCGUGCUUUCCGAAUAGCUACCCAAUGGCAGUGCGCAGAAUGGAAGCGCUCGAAAGAAAGUUGGCUAAAGACCCAGAGCUUGACGAGAAAGUAAGAUUGCAGAUUGCAGAGUAUCUUGAAAAGGGGUAUGCUUAUCGGAUAACUCCAGCAGAAAUGGAGUCUACCGACCCUAGACGUGUCUGGUAUCUACCACUUGGGGUAGUAAGAAAUCCGAAAAAACCAGGCAAGAUUCGCCUGAUUUGGGAUGCGGCAGCCCGAGUGAACGGCACAUCCUUUAACGAUAUGGUCCUUAAAGGACCCGAUAUGAUGACCGCUUUAACCACCGUACUUCUGCGUUUCCGGCAGAAGCGUGUCGCAUUUAGUGCCGAUAUAAAGGAGAUGUUCCACCAAUUCCUGAUUCGGUCAAGGGACAGACAAGCGCAACGGUUCGUAUUCCGCGAACAUCCAGGACAGCCACCACAGAUCUACGUAAUGAGAGUCGCCACGUUCGGCGCAGCGUGCUCACCAUGCAUAGCUCAGUACCUGAAAAACAAAAAUUCGAAGGAGUACGCGAACAAAUUCCCAGACGCAGCCCGAGCAAUAAUCGAAAAUCACUACGCUGAUGAUUAUCUCGAUAGUGUAGAUUCCGUAGAAGAGGCGGUAAACCUGAUCAACGAGGUGAAGUACGUGCACUCCAUGGCUGGAAUGGAGAUUCGGAACUUCUCGCCAAAUUUCACCGAAGUGCUUACGCGAAUAGGGGAAACCAGUAAAGUUCAGCAGAAGUCCCUUACUCCGACCAUUAGUGUGGAGAGAAUACUUGGAAUGGUUUGGAGGUCAUCAGAAGACGUUUUUAGUUUCGAGCUCAGUGUGAAGGAGGAGAUUCGAAACAUCGUAGAGAGUCAGAAUGCACCCACAAAACGUCAAGUUUUACGGACGAUCAUGUCUCUAUAUGAUCCAUUAGGACUCGUGGCGCACUUUUCAGUUCACGGGAAGAUUCUCAUGCAACGAAUAUGGAGAACUAGUACAGGUUGGGACGAGACGAUCAGUGGGGAUCUAGUAGAAGAGUGGCGCCGGUGGAUCAACACGUUGAUGAAGAUAGGGGAAGUCAGUGUCCCUAGAUGUUUCUUUUCUGGCAUCGUUACCCCGAAGAACCUGCAGAUCCACUUUUUUGUCGACGCAAGCGAAAACGCAUACGCCUGCGUCGUAUAUAUUCGAAGUCUGUACAACGGAACACCUCGAUGCUCGCUGAUAGCCGCGAAGACCAAGGUGGCACCAUUAAAACCAAAUUCAAUUCCGCGGUUAGAGCUGCAGGCGGCUUUGAUCGGUUCUCGACUUCUUGAUAACAUCUGCAAGUCUCUGACGAUAACAGUGGCCGCCAGAUAUCUUUGGUCAGACUCGACAACUGUGCUCGCGUGGUUGAAGUCCGAAACUCGACGAUACCACCAGUUCGUUGGCUUCCGGGUAGGAGAGAUCCUCAGUACGACUACCGUGAGCGAAUGGCGGAAAGUACAGUCGAAGUUUAACAUCGCCGAUCAAGCGACGAAGUGGAGAGAUGGACCCAGUUUCAAUCCUAACGACUGGUGGUAUACAGGCCCAGCAUUCCUGAUGAAUCCAGAUGAUAAUUGGCAAAAGGAUGAUUCGGAAGAGUUUUCGACGGAAGAAGAUUUGCGAGCUGCUUUCCUGCACCAUCGAGUUUUGUCGACACCAAUUCUUCAGUACUUAAGAUUCUCAAAAUGGAAGAGAUUUCUGCGGUCGACUGGAUUCGUCGUCAGGGCAAUGAAGCGGUUCCUGGGGCUACAUGCGAUAGGCCCACUCUCACAAGAGGAACUACAGCAAGCCGAGACGCUGAUAUGGCAGCAGGUACAACAGGAAGAAUACACGGAUGAACUCGCAAUACUUCGCUACAAUAAAGAUAAUCCGGAUAUGGAGUCAAAAUCGGUUGACAGCACCAGUGCAUUGUACAAGUUGAGCCCGAUGCUUGAUAGUGAUGGAGUUCUACGCAUGAAUAGUCGGAUUGGAGCAGCGCCAAUAGUAACCAACGAAGUAAGAUUUCCGGUUCUGCUCCCGAAAAGUCAUCGAGCAACGGAGUUGCUUGUAGCUGAUUACCACGCACGUUUUCUACACAGUAACCAUGAAACGGUAGUGAACGAGUUAAGGCAGCGGUUCUAUAUUCCCCAGCUUCGCGUGGUCGUUAGGAAGAUUGCCAAGCAGUGCCAAUAUUGUAGGGUACAUAAGGCGGUACCUCAUCCACCAAUCAUGGCACCACUUCCAGAGAUUCGGUUGACUGCUUUCGUUCGUCCAUUCACGCAUACUGGUGUGGACUACUUCGGUCCUGUAUUUGUCAAGCAAGGUCGCAGCCUGGUUAAGCGCUGGAUAGCGCUUUUUACUUGCCUGUCCAUCAGAGCAGUGCACCUCGAAGUUGUUCAUGGUUUGUCUACCCAGUCGUGCGUGAUGGCAAUCAGAAGGUUCGUGGCACGAAGGGGAUCACCAUCAACGUUCUGCUCAGACAAUGGGACCAAUUUUAUUGGAGCAAGCAAUAUACUGCAGGAACAGCUCAAGAUCACCAAUGAACACUGCGCUGCUACCUUCACUAACACGAAUACGAGAUGGUUGUUGAACCCGCCGUUGACGCCCCACAUGGGAGGAUCAUGGGAGCGCAUGGUCAGAUCAGUGAAGGUGGCGAUGACGGCAAUUUCAGAGCAUCCACAUCACCCCAGUGAUGAGGUUUUGGAGACAGUUGCGCUGGAGGCUGAGUCGGUGGUUAAUUCUAGGCCACUAACCUACAUCGCAUUGGAUCAUGCUGAGCAGGAGGCUCUUACGCCGAACCACUUCAUGUUCUACGGUACGCAAGGAGUCAACCAACCCUGCUGA
This is a messenger RNA of Toxorhynchites rutilus septentrionalis, 5013 nucleotides long. RefSeq lists its product as uncharacterized. The transcript has a single exon. Gene Ontology annotation, biological process: DNA integration. Lineage: Eukaryota; Metazoa; Arthropoda; Insecta; Diptera; Culicidae. Bases 1 to 5013 code for a protein of 1670 amino acids. Gene Ontology annotation, molecular function: nucleic acid binding. The record is from RefSeq and is a predicted model, not a curated record.